GCCGCCGAGCCAUCUGGCUCCCGUCCCAAUGUAGAUCCCACACCCAGAUCCGGCCUUCAUCCUGGACCAACCCCUGGCAGCCCAGCGCCCCUUCCCCAGGCUGCCCAGGCUCCCGGCAUUCCAGCUUCCAAAACCUGAGAUCCAGAUGCUCUUCCUAAACCCUGCACCCCCUGUGUGUCUGAUCCUCCCUCCUCCCUCUGCCCACGGACCUUCGCCCCACAGAUGGACAUCGUGGACGUUGAGCAGGAGGUGCCCGGAGAAGGCUGGAUUGCAGUGGCGUAUGUGGGAAAGGAGCAGGCGGCCCAGUUCCACCAGGAGAGUCAGGGCAGUGGCCCGCAGUUCUAUCCCAAGGCCCUGGUCCAGCAGAUGCGGAGGGCGCUCUUCCUGGGAGCCUCUGCCCUGCUUCUCCUCAUUUUGAACCACAACGUGGUCCGAGAGCUAGACAUAUCCCAGCUUCUGCUCAGGCCAGUGAUCGUCCUCCAUUAUUCUUCCAAUGUCACCAAGCUGUUGGAGGCACUGCUGCAGAGGACCCAGGCCACGGCUGAGAUCACUAGCGGAGAGUCUCUGUCAGCCAACAUCGAGUGGAAGCUGACCUUGUGGACCACCUGUGGCCUCUCUAAGGAUGGCUACGGAGGAUGGCAGGAUUUGGUGUGCCUGGGAGGCAGUCGGGCCCAGGAGCAGGAUGGAUUUACUGGGGGAAGAGGAUGGGGUAGCCCCAGUGUCCCUGACACUCUGCUCCCCUCCCCAGAAGCCCCUGCAGCAGCUGUGGAACGCCAUCCUGCUGGUGGCCAUGCUUCUGUGCACAGGCCUUGUGGUCCAGGCCCAGCGGCAGGCGUCGAGACAGAGCCAGCGGGAGCCCGGAAGCCAGGUGGGAGCCAGCCUGAGGAAGUCCCGAUGCCUCCUACCUUCGGGCCUGCCAAACUGUGCCUGCUCUCUCCCCACAGGUGGACCUGCUCAAGCGCCGUGUGGUGCAGAGACUGGCGUCCCUUAAGACUCGGCGCUGCCGGCUGGGCAGGGCGGCCCAGAGUCCCCCAGAGCCUGGUGCAGAGACCUGCGCUGUGUGUCUGGACUACUUCUGCAACAAGCAGUGGCUCCGGGUGCUGCCCUGUAAGCAUGAGUUUCACCGAGACUGCGUGGACCCUUGGCUGAUGCUCCAGCAAACCUGCCCGCUGUGCAAAUUCAACGUCCUGGGGAACCGCUACUCAGAUGAUUAGCCUCAGGAGCUGGGUCUCUGCACAUGGGGAUGGGAUCCCUCGGCCUGGGCUCUCGGAACAGCACAGCAGGAUGGACAGGACAGAAAGCCCUGUGGGUGGAAGGAAGGAUAGGGGCCUUCCCUGCUGAGGAGCAAGGUGCCCCCACCACAUCCACACUGGGAAGGAGGGGCUACAGCGCCCAGACCUGCUAGGAAGAGAGGAAGAGAGGCCCCUUUAGGGACCUUCUGUGCAAUCCUGGGGUGUCUGUGUCUGCCCUUCUUACAGAUAGCUCCCAGGACCCUGAGCAUGGGCCUGGGGAAAGAGGGUGUGUGGCAACGCAGCUGUUCCUGUGGCUCCAGGAGCCUUAUGGCCUGCCUGUCAGGACAUCCCAGGGGCCGAGGCUGCAGUGGCCAGGUUUUAUGUUUAUUUAUUGGGGGGGCAGGUUGGGUGAGGAGCCACCUGGCCUGACCAACUUUCAGGUCACAUCUUGGUCAGGGCUGUGAUGUUACACCCAGAGGUCUGCUGCCCUUGGUCCUUGGGCACUGGGAGCCACAGGUCCCACUGCCUGUCCCACCAGGCUCCCUUCCUGGACCUGGCUGGGACCAGAGACCUUAGAAACCAUCUAGUCCUGUGCUUCUCGGUGGGGUUACGGGUUGCUGACCAGGAUACUUGAAGCCACAGAAUAAAUGUGGUGCAUCUUCCAGAGGCAUCCAUUUUGUUUAGAAGAUUUGGGGUAGGGAAGGUUUAAUACUAAAAUAAACAUGGAUAUAUUUUAACAUAA
Messenger RNA from Pteropus alecto (black flying fox), 1974 nucleotides. RefSeq names its product ring finger protein 215 (gene RNF215). Gene Ontology annotation, molecular function: ubiquitin protein ligase activity; frizzled binding. Gene Ontology annotation, biological process: ubiquitin-dependent protein catabolic process; Wnt receptor catabolic process; negative regulation of canonical Wnt signaling pathway. The record is from RefSeq and is a predicted model, not a curated record. The transcript has 7 exons. Lineage: Eukaryota; Metazoa; Chordata; Mammalia; Chiroptera; Pteropodidae. The coding region runs from base 223 to 1149 and encodes 308 amino acids.